Messenger RNA from Schizophyllum commune H4-8, 889 nucleotides. RefSeq lists its product as uncharacterized. Gene Ontology annotation, biological process: tRNA wobble uridine modification. The transcript is spliced from 5 exons. The record is from RefSeq and is a predicted model, not a curated record. Lineage: Eukaryota; Fungi; Basidiomycota; Agaricomycetes; Agaricales; Schizophyllaceae. Gene Ontology annotation, cellular component: elongator holoenzyme complex. The coding region runs from base 150 to 878 and encodes 242 amino acids.
CCCUCACCAGGUUCAUCAUUCGUCUUCUUGCGGUGGCUCCCUGGGCCGUCCAGUUAUCCUCGAGGUCAAUCUCGGACGACGCCGCAUCUUGCCCCACCCUGAUCCCCAGGCCCACCCCGAUCCCCCGGCCCAUCCCCGAUCCAUAGACAAUGACCGCCCCCUUCGAACUUCCCGACGAGGUCUGCAUCCUCCUCACCGACGAGCUCGCCUCCCCGGCCGACUUCUACCUCUACUCGACCGCUUUUCAGAGGUUGAAGGGCGGGCGCCGCGUUCUCGUUGUGUCAGCGGCGGACGAUCUGGCGCGGUGGAAGGCUGUUGCGGGGAAAUCGGGUGUGAAUUCUGCGCAGCAGGUAGUGAACAAGGCGUUUGAGUACUAUGAUGUUUCUGCCGAGCUCGAUCGGGUUCUCGAGAGCGUAGAUCAGGAUGGCGCGCCUCCUCUUCGCGCGCUGUACGACACCAUCGUCGACCGCUUAGCGCAACAGGAGGCACCGUCCCUCAUCAUACUCGACGCGCUGCCGGAGAUGCUAUGGUUAGGUCUGCCGGAGAAGGACGUGCGACUGUUUUGUAGGGCCCUGCGUGCGCUUUGUCUGAAGAACCACACGGGCCUCCUCAUCCGCUUUCACACGACGGCAGACGGCGAACACGACGAGCUGCUCGCCUUCUUGACGCAGCUCUGUCAGUUCCGCGUGGACGUAUGCCCGCUCGCGAGUGGGCGGAGUGGGCUGGUCAGCGGGGAGAUCGUCCUCCGUCGUGGCGCAUCGUGCUUCGUGCAGCAUAUGAACGUCAAGACUAUCCCAAGGAGCAGCGCCCUUCAGUAUAGACUAUCAGACUACAGUGUCAUGUACUUCGAGAAGGGCACGGAUAGAGCUGUUUUGUGACUUGCUGCUGA